Molecule: messenger RNA, 312 nt
Organism: Dibothriocephalus latus
Lineage: Eukaryota; Metazoa; Platyhelminthes; Cestoda; Diphyllobothriidea; Diphyllobothriidae
Source: the annotation of a GenBank genome assembly
CGGCAGUAUAUUCCUGUCUCCACCGCCGCCGCAGCUGGUUCCCCCCAAAUGCAGGGAGGCUCUCCUUACGCCUCUCCGCAGCAGGCCUCUGUCCAGCGACCCAUGCGUCCUCCACUUCCGUCAUAUAAUCAGGCCCUGGCAAUGAAACAGCAGCAGAUGCCACCUGCCGCUUUUGCUGUCAUGGGCGGCGCACAUGAUAGCCCUCGACCUGCUCAUAUGGUGCCAGGUGCGAAUGCUGGCAUUCCUUCCAGAGUUGACAUCGUACGCGCUCUCUACCCCAAUUUAAGACACCGUGGCAUGGCUCCACGUUGA